This is a messenger RNA of Haemonchus placei, 2289 nucleotides long. The record is from the annotation of a GenBank genome assembly. NCBI's taxonomy places the organism in Eukaryota, Metazoa, Nematoda, Chromadorea, Rhabditida, Trichostrongylidae.
AUGAGGCUAAAAGUCUCACACUCUCGCACAUCCCCUCAUCUGGAUUCUGUGGCGGCAGUCGGAUGGGCCGGUGGAGACGAAAUAUUUUCGUGUGCAGACGACCAUAUUUUACUGAAGUGGAAGCUUGGUAAUAUGGAAGCUACAACAGUGACGGAGAUGCCAAGUACACUAUUCGCAACAUCUAUGCACUGGUUUCCUACAUCAGGACGACACGAUGCUCACGGAGAAGUCUUCGCUCUGUCCUGUUCAGAUGGUCAGAUCCAUUUCGUCAACAAAAUGGGUAGAAUUGAAAAAUCUGUCAAUGCUCAUAGAGGAGCAGCCCUCAUGGUUCGGUGGAGCGCCGAUGGCACUGGGUUGCUAAGCUGUGGAGAGGAUGGCACCGUAAAGCUGUGGUCUCGUAAUGGACUCCUCCGAUCAGUUAUCGCUCAAAUGCCACAUCCUGUUCAUUGCUGCUCUUUUGAUAUGACAUCAAAUAAUGUUCUAUAUCCAAACUAUGAUCAUUGCUACAUAAAGUCGUUGAAGUCUCAGGGACCACCCCUCAAAUGGAAGGCGCACGAUGGUCUCGUAUUGUGCUGCGAUUGGUCCAAAGCAUCUGAAUACAUCGUUACUGGAGGAGAAGAUUGCAAAUUCAAGCUUUGGGACAGUUUCGGGCGCAAUCUCUUCACAUCCAUUGCUCUUGAUUAUCCGAUUUCGUCAGUGGCCUGGAGCCCCGAUGGUCAAUGCUUUGUCGCCGGCUCAUACAACAUCCUUCUUCUGUGUGAUAAAGCAGGGUGGUCCCACUCUCUUGAAAAACUCUCCACUGGAUCGUUACUAUCUUUGUGCUGGUAUGACGAUUCUACCCAAUUAGUUGGCGGUAGCGGAAGUGGCCAAGUAAUUCAUGCCCAGCUCAUUGAAAGUACAGAGACGAGCGGGAGCAUGGAAGUUGUACAAAUGAAGCGGAACCUUCUGGAAGUUCGCGAUGUGAGUGUCGAUUUGGCCCGUGAACAACUGGAAACCCGUGAUCGAAUCUCCCGGUUCGCUAUUGCCUACGAUCAACUGGUGGUUGUCACAACCCAGCAACUAUACAUCUUUAGUUCGAAAAAUUGGAACACUCCAAUCAUCGUUGAACUAAAGGAGAAGGCGAUCAAACUAGUCCUACAAGCAAGCAAACUAUUCCUUGUAUCGGAUGGACAAACACUGUUCGUGUUCAAUUACGAAGGUCGAAAUCUUAGCGAAAUUAAAAUGCCAAAGGGAAAAUCAAGUUUAAUAAAUUCAAAGACCACGUCUCUUUCAAACGAUACGGUGGCUUUGGUGGACCGCGAUGAGACGUCAUCGAUUUAUCUCUUCGAUCCUACCUCGGCAAAACCUCAAGGGGAUGAAAAAAUCACACACGAGCAUGAAAUUAUGGAACUCACGCUUUGCCAAUGUGGUCCAAUCGCCGACAGAAUGCUUGCAUUUCGUGACAGCGAAGGAGCAGUGUUCGUGGCAAAAGUGAGAGCACUCGGUGUUUCUCAGAAGAUUGCCAAAAUCGGUUCUUCCGUUGAACAGCUUCUCUUCAACGAUGUCACCAACAUGCUCGUCGGCGUGGGAGACGGACGUAUUGUCAUUUGGCCGGCUGUCGAAAUAGCCUUUAUCAAUCGCUCUCUGUUAGAGCGAUCAGUAAUGGAGAAGACCAUAACGGGCCUCGGCAAAUUUCCCGUCCUGCGAAGUUUUACUGGUAGCACUAUCAUUUUACGUCGUUCUGAUGGCUCCGUUGUCACAACUCUCCUUCCACCGUUCGCUUCAUGUCUUCUACGCAAUGUCUCACAAUCCAAGUGGGACCGAGCGCUUCGCCUUUGUCAUCAAGUUCAGAAUGAUGCUAUGUGGGCAGUACUGGCAGGCCUGGCAACAGCAGCAAAGCAUCUUUAUACCUGUGAAAUCGCAUAUGGAGAACUGGGAGAGAUUGAAAAAGCAGAAAUGCUUUCAAAACUGCGAAAUCAAACCAACAGAGAAAUCACAAAUGCAAAAAUGACUCUACUGGCAGGAAAGAUCGAUGAAGCCGAUGCCUUGUUCGAGAGAGGAAAAUGUAUCUUCGAAGCUGUCAUGUUGAACAUAGUAAUGAUGCGAUGGGCCAGAGCUCUUGAUUUGGCAAUCAAGCACAAAUCGUAUCUGGAGAUUGUUAUGGGGUACAGGCAGAAAUACUUGGAAAAUUUAGGAAGGAAGGAAACUGACGAAAGGUUUCUCAGUCACAUGAGAGAGGUGGAAAUUGAUUUUGAUCAUAUACGUGAAACAGUCGCCGAGCUGGAAGCUGCAGAAGAUGGCAACAAAUAG